AUGGAGUCUGAACGACCAGAUAUGAUCGAAAAAGCCAAAGGAUUAAGUUGUCUUGCGCCAGUUGCAUUUCUGGGACAUGUAGAGUGGCCGACACCUAGCGUAUUUGUACUGAGACUGCGUCGGUCUACACGCAGCCUAGCUGCGCAUACGACUCACUCUCCGGCUUGCUCGCUGCGGCUUACACAUCGUGUUACUUAG
Molecule: messenger RNA, 198 nt
Organism: Cotesia congregata
Lineage: Eukaryota; Metazoa; Arthropoda; Insecta; Hymenoptera; Braconidae
Source: the annotation of a GenBank genome assembly